Messenger RNA from Onychostruthus taczanowskii (white-rumped snowfinch), 635 nucleotides. RefSeq names its product SH2 domain containing 1A (gene SH2D1A). The record is from RefSeq and is a predicted model, not a curated record. The transcript has 4 exons. Bases 67 to 444 code for a protein of 125 amino acids. NCBI's taxonomy places the organism in Eukaryota, Metazoa, Chordata, Aves, Passeriformes, Passeridae.
ACACGGCUGAGGCACAGGAGGAAGCGCCAGGCGCGGGAGAGCAGCUGCAGCGGGACGGGCCCUGCCAUGGACACAGUGCCCGUCUACCACGGGGCCAUCACCCGAGAGGCUGGGGAGAAGCUGCUGCUGGCGGCGGGCACGGACGGCAGCUACCUACUGCGGGACAGCGAGAGCAUCCCGGGGGUCUACUGCCUCUGCGUGCUGCAUCAGGGUUAUGUUUAUACCUACAGAGUGUCCCAGACAGAAACUGGAUCCUGGAGUGCUGAGACAGCGCCUGGGGUCCACCGGAGGCUCUUUCGGAAAGUGCACAACCUCAUUUCAGCCUUCCAGAAACCCAACCAAGGCAUUGUAACACCCCUGCAGAAUCCAGUUGUCAACCACGUGAAAGCCAGCUACUCCCCAGGGAGCAAUGAAGGCUAUGACUUCCACCUGCAGCCAUCAUGAGGAUGUCUCCCCAAGUGUGACGUAACCACAUCUUCCAGCAUCUCCUCUAAUCUAUGCUUUAAAACAGAAUGGUUUAUAUGAUAGUAAAUACAACUCUGUGAGUUUUCUUGUAACAUUUGCAGAAAUGUGUAUUUCAUAGAAUUUAUUGCUCAAGAUGUAGACAUUUAGAUUUCAGAGUACUUUGAACUUAG